AUGGUGCGUGUGAGUAACAAUUUGGUGGGCAUUCUUAAUUUCGUCACACUUUUGCUCUCAAUUGCCAUCAUAGGAGGGGGCAUAUGGCUCUCUAAACAAGCUAACACAGAGUGCGAGAGGUUUCUUGACAAACCCGUAUUCGCUUUGGGAGUGUUUAUUCUGCUUGUUUCAUUGGCAGGGGCCGGACAGUCCUUAACUGAUAAAGGCUACAAAGAAUACAGGCUUGGGGAUUACUCUAAUUGGCUGCAGAAAAGGGUCAACAGUGACAAGAAUUGGAACAAGAUAAGGAGUUGUUUGCAAGACAGUAAAAUCUGCCAGAGGCUGCUGGAUGAUGGCUCCUCCACCAAAGUUAAAGAUUUUUACGGGGAACAUCUCUCUGCUCUUCAGUCUGGUUGCUGUAAACCAUCAAACAACUGCAACUUCCAGUAUGUUAGCCCGACCAACUGGACUAGGACCCCUCAAUCAUCGUUAACGAAUCCCGACUGCGUUACGUGGAGCAAUGACCCCAAUGUUUUGUGCUAUAGCUGCCAAUCAUGCAAGGCUGGGUUGCUGGAUAACAUCAAGAGAGACUGGAAGAGGGUGGCUCUCAUCAACAUAAUAUUCCUAGUCUUUCUCAUAAUCGUCUACUCCAUUGGAUGCUGCGCUUUUAGAAACAAUCGGGAGGACAACGCAUGGAAACGAUACCCUUGA
Messenger RNA from Fraxinus pennsylvanica, 690 nucleotides. The record is from the annotation of a GenBank genome assembly. NCBI's taxonomy places the organism in Eukaryota, Viridiplantae, Streptophyta, Magnoliopsida, Lamiales, Oleaceae.